AUGCACCAGGCUCUUCUCAUCUCUGAAGUCCUGAACGUGGUUCUCCGUUGCGUCAAGAACAUAAUUGAGUACCGCGAUCUCGCGAUCCUCGCGCGCACUUGCAAGGCCUUCCAGGAGCCCGCGCUCGAUGUCCUCUGGGAGCAGGCGUGGCACCUCCCUCGCCUUCUUAAUGUUAUACCGGAGAGGGUGUUGAUUGACGUCAAACCCCUAACAUCGGCCGAAUGGUCAUACCUGUACGCAUACACCCGCCGUAUGCGCGAGAUCAUCCUCUCCGAAUGGGACCCCACCCCAUCCUUCAUCCUCGACCUGCUCUAUGAUCCACCGCCGCAUCUCGGGGCGCACGCCUUUCCGCGACUCAGACGGCUCCGCAUCGACGGUUAUCGCACCGGAAAACACCGUAUCCCGGACUACCGCUUCCUGCUUGUGCCCACCCUCGAGACCGUCGAGAUGCGAUCGCUCCGACCCGGCGAGUCGAAGAGCGGCUCGCAGACGAAGAAAGUGAUCAUGAGCCUGCCGGAGGCGUGUCCUGCACUCAAAAACCUAACGAUUACGUGGGGAGAUCAGACGGCCGACGUGCCGGUGGGCAUGCUGUUGGCCGUCGAGGAGGCUGUGGGGAGGCUGGAUCAACUGGAGGUGCUGCAGUGUCCGGCUCCGACUGGAGUGGAGGGGAUGGUGGCACUCGGAAAGCUGGCGAGGUUGGAGGUUUUGAUGCUGGAUUCGCCGCCGCCGAUUUCGGGCAACUUGAUUGCUGGGAAGCCAGUCAAAUACGAAUUUGCGGAGCUUCAUUCCUUGGAUUUUGAGACGAGGAAUAUGGAGGAUGUGAAUGCUUUUCUUUCGCAGCUCGGACGUCUCCCGGAUGGACUUAAGGUUCAGUAUCACACCGCGCCAUCUCUCUCUGAGCUCGAGUCUUUCUUCGCGCAUCUAACCACGCUCAACAACCCCGAUGUCUCUGGUAUCACCCUCGAUAAGGCACGUAUCGGCUCUGCGGCGGACGACUUCCUGCACCUUGCACCCCUGCUCAACCACGACGAUCCCGCCAGUCCACCGCUGACGCUCGCCACACUCAAACCGCUCAUGUCAUUCACAUCCCUCUGUACAUUGGACAUCACAGUGCCCCUCCGAGUCAUUCUGACGGAUGAUGACAUCGAGGAGCUCUCAUGUGCAUGGCCACACCUCCGACACUUCAGCAUAAACGAGCACCGAGGAUGGGGCUCGGGCGCGCUUCUAACGACGAUCGAGUCUCUUUACUCGCUCGUGUGGAACUGCCCCGACCUGGAACACAUCGCGAUGCCCAUCGACGCGUCGGCGCUCAUCGAGGUUCCUGAUGAAGUGCCAGCAGGCGGGGCGCGGAACGACCGCGCGUUUCAAGUGCAUAUGGGCGCAUCGCGCGUCGGGGACCCGGUUGUGCUCGUUAUCGUACUCGCACAGAUCUUCGAGGGCAGGCGGCUGCGCGUCGGGCAUAGACACGCGGAGGUGGCAUUCGACCCAGCUGCGACGUGGCACGAUGGGAGCGGCGAGAAGGGGCUGGCGAGGAAUUAUCAGAUGGCGAUGAACAGGUGCAUGCGGGAGCUGCGCGAGAUUGAGAAGGAGGAUCCGGAGGUGUUUGGGGACGAGGAUGUGUGGCCGCCUCAUGAGGAUCUGGUGGAAGAGAUGAGGGAGGUGUUUGCGGGGACUGUUAGGGAGUUUGCUCACAUAGGGCCAUGGUAA
Molecule: messenger RNA, 1707 nt
Organism: Coniophora puteana RWD-64-598 SS2
Lineage: Eukaryota; Fungi; Basidiomycota; Agaricomycetes; Boletales; Coniophoraceae
Exons: 2
Coding region: 1-1707 (568 amino acids)
Source: RefSeq, a predicted model, not a curated record